Sarcophilus harrisii (Tasmanian devil) is the source of this 7365-nucleotide messenger RNA. RefSeq names its product 6-phosphofructo-2-kinase/fructose-2,6-biphosphatase 2 (gene PFKFB2). The record is from RefSeq and is a predicted model, not a curated record. Bases 194 to 1744 code for a protein of 516 amino acids. Gene Ontology annotation, biological process: fructose metabolic process; fructose 2,6-bisphosphate metabolic process. Gene Ontology annotation, cellular component: cytosol. Lineage: Eukaryota; Metazoa; Chordata; Mammalia; Dasyuromorphia; Dasyuridae. Gene Ontology annotation, molecular function: fructose-2,6-bisphosphate 2-phosphatase activity; 6-phosphofructo-2-kinase activity; ATP binding. The transcript has 15 exons.
GAAUGUGAUUUGCAUGCCCAGCCCCUGCCCGCGGUUCAGUUGGGUUCCCGAGGGACUAGCUGGUCCUAGAGUGGUAUCACAAGGUGAGGAGUUGCUGCGUAGCGCCUCGGAUGGAUGGGGCCUGGAAUCAAACGGGAUAGGGGAGGUUUAUGCAUUAGGAAGUUCCCCCAGGGCUUCGAGUCACUGAACUGUCAUGUCUGGGAAUCCGGUGUCAACCCCAGAACAGAACAGUCAUGAAAACAAGACUACUAAUCUUAGGCAGUCAGAGAAGAAGUGCUCAUGGGCCUCCUACAUGACAAACUCCCCAACACUUAUUGUAAUGAUUGGCCUGCCAGCCAGGGGCAAGACCUAUGUAUCCAAGAAACUCACCCGAUACCUCAACUGGAUUGGGGUACCCACCAAAGUUUUUAAUCUCGGGGUAUAUCGACGUGAAGCAGUCAAAUCAUAUAAAUCCUACGACUUCUUCCGGCAUGACAAUGAAGAGGCCAUGAAGAUUCGAAAACAGUGUGCCCUGGUAGCUCUAGAAGAUGUUAAGGCGUAUUUCACUUAUGAAUGUGGUCAGAUUGCGGUAUUUGAUGCUACCAAUACCACCCGGGAAAGAAGGGACCUGAUCUUGAACUUUGCCAAGGAGAAUGCCUUUAAGGUCUUCUUCGUGGAAUCUGUCUGUGAUGAUCCUGAUGUGAUUGCAGCCAACAUUCUGGAAGUGAAAGUCUCGAGUCCGGACUACCCAGAAAGGAACAGGGAGAAUGUGAUGGAGGACUUCUUGAAGAGAAUUGAAUGUUACAAAGUCACCUAUCGGCCCCUUGACCCCGACCACUAUGACAAGGAUUUGUCCUUCAUCAAGGUGAUCAACGUGGGGCAGCGGUUCUUGGUGAACCGAGUACAGGACUACAUUCAGAGCAAGAUUGUGUACUACCUCAUGAACAUCCAUAUCCAGCCCCGAACUAUUUAUCUUUGUCGCCAUGGAGAGAGCGAGUUCAAUUUGUUGGGCAAGAUUGGGGGUGACUCUGGUCUCUCACCUCGAGGAAAGCAGUUUGCUCAAGCAUUGAGGAAGUUCCUGGAAGAGCAGGAGAUUGUAGACCUCAAAGUAUGGACCAGCCAGCUAAAAAGAACCAUUCAGACUGCAGAGUCUCUGGGUGUGACAUACGAACAGUGGAAGAUCCUAAAUGAGAUUGAUGCUGGUGUGUGUGAAGAGAUGACUUAUGAGGAAAUUGAGAAGCAAUACCCAGAAGAGUUUGCUCUUCGGGAUCAAGAGAAAUAUCUAUAUCGUUACCCUGGAGGGGAGUCAUACCAGGACCUGGUGCAGCGGCUGGAGCCGGUCAUCAUGGAGUUGGAGCGCCAGGGCAACGUCCUUGUCAUCUCCCACCAGGCUGUCAUGCGCUGCCUUCUGGCCUACUUCUUGGACAACAGUGCAGAUGAGCUACCAUAUUUGAGGUGCCCACUCCAUACCAUCUUCAAACUCACACCUGUGGCUUAUGGAUGCAAGGUGGAAACAAUAAAGCUCAACGUGGAAGCUGUGAAUACUCACCGAGACAAGCCUACUAACAACUUCCCCAAGAAUCAAACCCCUGUAAGGAUGAGAAGGAACAGCUUUACGCCUCUGUCCAGUUCGGAUACAAUAAAGCGCCCGAGAAAUUACAGUGUUGGGAGCCGGCCUCUCAAGCCCCUCAGUCCUCUCCGUGCCUUGGAUGCUCAAGAAGGGGCUGACCAGCCGAAGACCCAAGUCAGCGUUCCCGUGGUGUAACCGUGUGUGUUCUUCCCUGAACCCAGCCCCCUUUCCCCUUUUACUAAUCACCUAGGACUUUCUUUAACUUCUAUAUCUUUAAUUAAUCCUAACCCAGAGCAUGAGACUAUGUUUAUGAACCAGCCAACUUCAGUCAUUCCCAGAUCUGAUGUAACAUAUCACCCCAUCAAGCUUUUGACCUUGGUCAAAUUCUAAUGGGGUCUCUUGGGACAGAUAUUUGGGCAUGAGUUUUGGAGGAUGAAAAAAGAAAAAGUCCCAUGAGGAAGAUGAUUUGGUGUAGUCAAGAUUGGAAGGGACUGAUAAGCACUUUCCAAAUACCUUUCUUUCUUUCCCCAACCUGUCAUCAUUAACGUGCUUUGUUUGUGAGUGUGUGGAGGCCACACAUGCUGGGUGAGCUAUUUUCCUUCACUUCUUAAGUCCCUUUGUUACUUUAUGCUAAAUGUACUUACUUGCUUUCUUCCCUCUUCUCCCCCUUCCCCUUUUUAAGACCCUUCAUUAGAUUAUCCCACUUUUGGUCAGAGUGAUGCAUGGAGCCUGUGUGGUACCUGUGGAAGGAAUAGAGAGCAGAUUGGGGAGGGAAAUUUGGACUCUGUUUCAUGAUAUCACAAUGGGACUUAACUUGAAGGGGCUGCUUCCAUCCUUUGCUCUUUCUACUCAACCUAUAUGUGUAUUAUGAGAUAUAGCAUCCCCAAUCUCAGGGCUCACAUUUCCUUUUACAAGAAAUGAUCCCAAGACCUUUUUCACUGGGGGAGAUACUAGGUUUUGUGUAUUUGGCCAAUCCCUUCCUUGGAUUUGCCUUUGAAUUCAAAAGGGCUAUUAUAAGGGCUGCUGAUGUGAGAGGGUAGGGAGAUGGUCUGUAUUCUGCCCAAGACUCUUCUAGGGGAGCACAUACUGGGAAAGGUCUCUCUUUCCCACUGGCUCCCAGGCUUAUUGCCAACAGCAACAGCUGCCCUGCCAAAGCCAGUGACCUCUCUGGGCCAAUUAGAAGGGCAGAGCUAGAGUCUGAAACUUUUGGGGAUGUUGAAUGUUCCAGUUCUUUCAGACAACAUCUGAUUCCUUCCCCCUGCCUAGAAGUAAAUCUUGAGAUACACUGACCAUAAUAUUCAUCAAAUGGAAUGAAUAUUUUAAUACACAUAAUACAUUAAGAAAAUUCUCUCCUCCUCUCCCAUUCCCUUCCUUCCUCCCUGCCAAAGUUACAAAGACUUAUUGAAAAACCUGGUGGCUUGCUGUCCCUUCUUGGGAAAGGGUGUCCUAUCCACAAGGUAAAAAAUAUACCCAUUAGGAUUCAAUGGGAUGCCUGGAGGCAUUAGGGCUUCCUAUUUCCAAGUUUUGUCCUUAGCAUCUUCUGGGUUUGGGACCUCUCCUAUUAACCCAAGGAAGCUACUUCUCUAUGUGUUGUGUUACAUCUACUUUCUCAACUGAGAGCUUACCCUGGUAAUAUCCUAGUUUGGAUCCUUUUGUUUUUCUCUUCAUAGUUUCUGAAACUGUAUUUACAUAAGGAUCCCUGGGGCUUUAACUUCCUUUUCCCCCUCAUUUCCAAAAUCUUUUUUUUUUGGGGGGGGGAAUAGGUAAUUUUCUUAUAUUUGGCAAAUCACUUGAUCUGGAACUGUGGCAUAAGUGUCACUGCUAUCUGUGGGGUGGAAUGAAGAGACAGCUUCUACAUCUCUCAGAACCCUUCUUGGAAGCUUAUCCAAAAAUCUCAGCCAGAUUUCUUCUGUCCUUUUUUGUAGGAGGUAUUUAUUUGGGACCAGAUUGCCCGAGCAAUUCAUCAAUAGUUAAUGCAGUUUUUCUGAGGUGAUAAUGGACAAUUUCCUGCAUUGAUCACAUGGGAAGAAUAAUUGGGCAGUGAAUAUUUGGGCUAAGCAGCCAAUUUAGGAAUCCUAGAUACCCUUUGGUUAGAUAUUACUCAAUUACCUAAUCAAACAUUAUCAUUUGCUAAAUUUUUGCUAUUUGCUAGAUACUGUGCUAAGUUCUGAGGAUACAAAGAAAGUGGGGGAGGGAAUGUGUGGAACAGUUCCUGCUUUCAAAUAGCUUAUAUUCUAAUGCUGGUCUGAAUGGGUCAAAACUGUAGACUGAAUAUAGACUUAGCCAAUUAUUUUGAUUGGAUGGAGAGAUCCCACUACUGGAAAUGUGCAGUGUGGAGGGAGGUUAAGAGAUUUGAUUUCUGUCCCCAUUUCAAACCCUUUUGAGUUAGAGUAAAACAUAGUACCUCUUAAGGCCUAACCCCAUGAGUAAAAUGAAGAGAAUUAUUCCAAUUCCAUUACAAAGGCUCUACAAACACUGGAUUCCUUGGAUAAAUAGCCAGUGCUUCUAAGUGCCAGAGGUGCUAGAAAAGGACAGCAGAUGAAGACCGGCAGGCAGCUGAGAUCUCAAGCAAGGGCUCCCAAUAUUUAUGCUCUUUCCUCCUCUUGUCCAGGUAGGUAUGGCAGCCAACUUCUAGAUUCAAGCUUGUUUCAUGCCCUUUUGAAACACAUUCCAUUCCAAGGCCAGAGUUAAGAUAAGUUGACAUUGCUUGUUUAGCCAGUUAAACAGUAAGCACUGAGGGCAAAGCUGUGGCUUCCAGACACUAUGGUGAGCUUAGGGAUGUCCUCUUUUUCCUGUCCAUCUCCUCAAGGGUAUGUUAAACAACUCUAAUUAGAAGUGAUUGUGUACUCACAAAGUGUGAUAAAACACGUGUAUACUACCAGUACCAGAUAUAUGUGCUGGGAGGACAUUUAGCUGUAGGGUAGAUAAUUCUCUUGCCUGCCCUGUCUCCAUCACUCCCCACUCUACUAUACCCCAAACAUGCGAUACUAAUCUUGUACUGAGGUCUUAGAAGUGCCCUGGGGAGAGCUGGGUUUUGUCCCAUAUUAGAGAGAGACAUGAGGGAUUUGGGCAUAUAUUUGUGACAGCUUAAUUCAAUAGGUAUGGUUUGGAUUUGGUCUAUUUGACAAUUUUGGUCUGGAAAAGUAUUUAAACUGAUGGCCCUUUGGGGGUAAGAGAAUGAAGUGAUUAGCUGUUGAUUAAUGUAAGAGAAUAAGACUUUUAGGCCUUUUGGAAUCUUUUGGUAGGAGAGGAAUUGGCAAGACUUGGGCUGUCCCAUGUCUUAUCUUUGUUGAGAUUAACCUUCUAGAAAGAAAUUGAACCAAGGAAGAUGAAAUCUAAGCCUCCUAGCCUUGGAGCCAGAGUUGAACUGGGUCUUUAUUCCAUUCCUCUGGAGUGCCUUCCUAACACAGGCUCCUCCAUGAGAGUUAUCUGGGAAUCUUUUUUUCUCCUUCCUACCUCUUCUUCCAUUAACUUAUGUAUAGAUUUCUGAAUACUCUGGUUCCAUUGUUGAAGUAUUUAGAAGCAUUAGUGAGAUAGGGUAAUUUAUAGGAUCUUUUCUGGAAAAAAAAAAUGUUUGCUGAUACUGCCUAAGAGGAUUAGAAAAAUUCUCUUGUUUCUCUGUCUCUGCCUCUCUGCCUCAUUUCUCUCUCUCACUCUCUUUUUCUCUAUUUGUUUCUGUCUCUUUUUCUCUCCUUCCUUUUCUUCCCUCCCUCUUGCCCUUUCCUCCCUUUAUCUUUCAUCUAGUAUUAAAGAAAAAAAUGGAUUUCUUUUUUUCCCCCUUUGACACUUUUCUUGUUUUUCCCUUUCCUCAAAGUGGAACAUAGUUCCCAAACAUUAGCCUUAAAUUCUUACAUUCCAUUCUUAUUGAAAAUAGAAAGCACAGCGAACAACUUUUCAGGAAGACUUAAAUCAUGUAAUCUAACCUAUACUCAUUAAACACAUGGGUUCAAGACACUCCAAGUUAGGCUCUUGUGUUACAAAAUAAAACAGAUUAGUUCCUUGCUCUCAAGGAACUUAUAUUCCAUUGCAAGAGUUAUAUUCCACUGCAAUAUCAUUCCCUAAAUCUCCUUAUUGGGAAUGGGAGUGAAUGUUUCUAGCUGCCUUCCCAGAUUAGAAAUACUUUGCACUUAAACUGUGCUUCCAGAGCCCCGAUUUGUUGCCCUUAUUUAGACUUUAUAAAUGCUGACAUUUUCAAGAGCCUUGUGAUCCAUUAUGCUUGAAGAUAAGUGUGCCUUGUGGCUUCUCUGAAGGUCUUCCAGUCCUAGGGACAAGUGCCCAGACAAAAGAGAGGUAUCUGGUUGUGUUGUAUUAUGUAGGUCCCAAGGGGCUUUGCCAGGAGCAAAAGAAAGAUAGCUAGCCAAGUCCUCUAUGUGUGUUACCAAGAUGGCAACAAACUCACCAGCUUUUCCAGUGUAUCUUUUUACAUGGUUGGAUUUUUAAAUAUUUGAAACUUUUUUUUACUGAACAAAAAAGUGACUGAUUCAGUUGCUUAAAACCAUGACUUGUAAAUAGUGUCUGUGCCGGUCUCCUCUCUCUUCUCCUUGUCCCAAUCCUGGGAUAGUGAUUUAAACACCAGAUGUUUACAUAGGAGGAAUGUUACCUAAUCUCUCUGAGCAGGGAAUGUUCAGCAAAGGGCCUUUGUUUUUUUAAAGAAACAAAAAGAUUACACAUCUCUGUGCCUAGCUGGCAGUCUUGUCCUAUUUGGUAACUUGAACUAGCUAUUAUUGUGUCUCAUUCGUAAUGUGGCUUCCAUAUUGCAUGUGUCCUGUUGAAUAGAAUAGAGAACUCUGCAUUUUCUACCGAAGAAGUGGAGGUGGAGAGUUAUACAUAAUUUAGAAUGUGAUUUUUCUUAAAAUGGCAGCUCAAUUCUCAUUUUAAAAAGAGAACAUUACAUAUCAGUUGUAUAGUUCUGUGCAAGGGAUUUUGAGGCUGGCUCUAAAGGAUGCAUGGUGUAGGUCUGAAGUUGUUGCCUCCAAAAUCUAAGGGCUAGAAAGUAACCUUGAGAGGCCAUCUAAUCUAAUUCCUUGUCUUUAGUAGGACUAUAGAUCGGCACUGAUCUCUGACCUUAAUUUGUACUCCAAGACCUAAAUCACAUAAGGAUAUCUUCCAUUAUUUUUAAACUAACUAUGGUGAGCCAAUUCUCCUGUACAGAAUUUCUGUCAUGUUGGUGAAUAUAAAUGACUAUGUAGGAGGAGAAUUAACAUUUUCAAGAAAACUUCUUCAAAUGAUAGAACCUUCCAAAGUACUUAAUAGGUUUCAGUGAUCUAUAUCCAGUGUUUACUGACUUAAUGGUUUUAUAUUUUACCACAUUGAUCCAGGUAACUGGGCCACACAUCCCAGUGCUUUAGGUUUUGCAAGCACUUGUCCUGUUUUAAUUCUUUUCAAUCUCUAAAGGUUAUUUUGCAGAAUCCUGUUGUUUGGUAUCUGUUUUUAGGAAAAUUUAGUACUAAUGUGUGUUCUGUGGAAAAAGAAAAGAUGGGCUGAGGAUGUACAGAACAAAUGAGGAUUUUAUCACUAUUGAGGGUGGGGAAAAGUAGGAUGAAUAUAUAUGUAUAGCCAGUUAAAUGGCAGCCCAGUUAGGAAUGGUCUGCAUUGGGAAGGUUCUGCAGUCUGGCCAUAAAUUCAAGAAUGACUCAGCAUAGCUCUCUUGCAAAGAAGAAACAUUACCUCAAACAGCAAGAUGUUUGUUCUGAUGAUUGGCUUUUUAAUAUAGCACUUAGGGGUUUAGAACUGUAUUGGAAACAUGUGCAUCUUUAUUUUGUUCUUUUGUUUGUGGAAUAGGUAAAUAAAACUGUUGAGUACUUUGAAACUCUGAA